AUGGCUGCCGCUUCAGCCACAUUCAUCGCAGCCACCUUAUCCUCACUCUCCGUCAACCCCCUCCGCCCCCAACUGUCUCCUCCCACCUCCCACCGUCUCCACACCUCCACCUCGAAACCCCCUUUCUCUAUCCUCUCCAAACCCUCGCACAAACUAUCGCCUCCGCUAGCUAACCCCUCCGACCUAGACACGAUAUUCUUCGACACCGACGACCCCGACGAGGACAACACUUUCAGCCCUCCAGAGCAGCCGGAGGGCUUCGUCCCACCGCCGUCGUUCGACGAGGGCCCGCCGAUGUCAGAGGAAGACAUCGCCCGGGCCUACGAGGAGGUCUACGGACCGGCCUACAGCGGGGAGUCCUUUCUGGGCAACGAUGUGUUCGUGAUGGACCCAAAGGUGAAGAAGAAGAAUAUCCAGAAGGAGAAGGUGAGGGAUGGGUUCGAGGAGAGAGUUGUCCAAGUUCGGCGGGUGACCAAAGUCGUCAAGGGAGGCAAACAGCUGAAUUUCAGGGCAAUUGUGGUGGUUGGGGAUAAAAAGGGCAAUGUUGGGGUCGGCGUUGGUAAGGCGGCGGAAGUCGUUACGGCCGUGCAGAAAUCGGCCGUUAAUGCCAGAAGGAAUAUAACUGCCGUUCCCAUGACCAAGUACAAGACAUUUCCGCACAGGGCUGAGGCAGACUAUGGGGCAGCAAAGGUGAUGCUGAGGCCGGCAUCCCCCGGUACAGGAGUCAUUGCUGGGGGAGCUGUGAGGAUCGUGCUCGAGAUGGCUGGUGUUGAAAAUGCUCUUGGGAAACAAUUGGGCAGCAAAAACGCCCUCAACAAUGCGCGGGCAACAGUUGUUGCAGUCCAGAAGAUGAGGCAGUUCAAGGAGGUCGCUGAGGAGCGUGGCAUCCCCAUGGAAGAAUUAUGGAAGUAA
This is a messenger RNA of Striga hermonthica, 912 nucleotides long. NCBI's taxonomy places the organism in Eukaryota, Viridiplantae, Streptophyta, Magnoliopsida, Lamiales, Orobanchaceae. The record is from the annotation of a GenBank genome assembly.